AUGUUCCGUCCUUCUCCUUUCAUUUUUCUUGCACCUCUUCUCCACCUCUCCCCACCCUCUCUCUCUUCCCCACCUCUCCCCACCCUCUCCCUCUUCUCCACCUCUCGCCACCCUCUCCCUCUUCUCCACCUCUCCCCACCCUCUCCCUCUUCUCCACCUCUCCCCACCCUCUCCCUCUUCUCCACCUCUCCCCACCCUCUCCCUCUUCUCCACCUCUCCCCACCCCACCCUCUCUCUCUUCCCCACCUCUCCCCACCCUCUCCCUCUUCUCCACCUCUCCCCACCCUCUCCCUCUUCUCCACCUCUCCCCACCCUCUCCCUCUCCCCCACCUCUCCCCACCCUCUCCCUCUUCCCCACCUCUCCCCACCCUCUCCCUCUCCCCCACCUCUCCCCACCCUCUCCCUCUUCCCCACCUCUCCCCACCCUCUCCCUCUCCCCCACCUCUCCCCACCCUCUCCCUCUUCCCCACCUCUCCCCACCCUCUCCCUCUCCCCCACCUCUCCCCACCCUCUCCCUCUUCCCCACCUCUCCCCGCCGUCUCUGCCUUGCCUGUUUCUCCUCUUUCCCAGCAUACCACUGCUCAUUACCGCAGUUCACCCCCAUACCACCUCUCUUACCACCUUCCUCAGAUACCACCUCCCUGUCUGUCUCUGUUGCUUGCCAUUGAGCAGGCCGUGGGCAUGGAAGAAGAUGUUGAUGAGCUGAUUCUCCUUAGGUACCACCACCUCCCUCAGAUAUCACCUCCCUCACAUACCACCUGCCGGCCUCUUUCUCAUCUCACUGAGCAGGGAGGACGUGGAAGAGGAAGCGGAGGAGCUGAUGCUCCGCCAAGCCAUCUGGCUCUCCCUGCAAUGCCGGAUGAUUUCGAGGAGCAGAUGAAUCUGGCAAUCGCCAUUUCUCUUAUGGAAGAAGAGCAGAGGGCAGCAGCAGACAGGGCCGGUGGUCGCAGCGCUAACAGUGCUGGCGGGGGUGGCAGUGGUAGUGGCGGUGGUGGUGGCAGUGGUGGUGGCAGUGAGGGUGAGAGUGGGGGUGACAGUGGGGGUGAGAGUGGGGAUGAGAGUGGGGAUGACAGUGGGGGUGAGAGUGGGGGAGAGAGUGGGAGUGAGAGUGGGGAUGAGAGUGUGGGUGAGAGUGGGGGUGAGAGUGUGGGUGAGAGUGUGGGUGAGAGUGGGGGUGAGAGUGGGGGUGACAGUGGGGGUGACAGUGGGGGUGAGGAUGCGAGCAGAGAGGAGCGCUGA
Messenger RNA from Closterium sp. Naga37s-1, 1239 nucleotides. NCBI's taxonomy places the organism in Eukaryota, Viridiplantae, Streptophyta, Zygnematophyceae, Desmidiales, Closteriaceae. The record is from the annotation of a GenBank genome assembly.